Mus caroli (Ryukyu mouse) is the source of this 3244-nucleotide messenger RNA. It is a transcript of the gene Rho, whose product is annotated as rhodopsin. Gene Ontology annotation, biological process: phototransduction; G protein-coupled receptor signaling pathway; visual perception. Lineage: Eukaryota; Metazoa; Chordata; Mammalia; Rodentia; Muridae. The record is from RefSeq and is a predicted model, not a curated record. Gene Ontology annotation, molecular function: G protein-coupled receptor activity. Gene Ontology annotation, cellular component: membrane.
GCGCUGUGAGAGCCGUCGGUGGCUGAGCUCGCCAAGCAGCCUUGGUCUCUGUCUACGAAGAGCCCGUGGGGCAGCCUCGAGGGCCGCAGCCAUGAACGGCACAGAAGGCCCCAAUUUUUAUGUGCCCUUCUCCAACGUCACAGGCGUGGUGCGGAGCCCUUUCGAGCAGCCGCAGUACUACCUGGCGGAACCAUGGCAGUUCUCCAUGCUGGCAGCGUACAUGUUUCUGCUCAUCGUGCUGGGUUUCCCCAUCAACUUCCUCACGCUCUACGUCACCGUACAGCACAAGAAGCUGCGCACACCCCUCAACUACAUCCUACUCAACUUGGCCGUGGCUGACCUCUUCAUGGUCUUCGGAGGAUUCACCACCACCCUCUACACAUCACUCCAUGGCUACUUCGUCUUUGGGCCCACAGGCUGCAAUCUCGAGGGCUUCUUUGCCACACUUGGAGGUGAAAUCGCCCUGUGGUCCCUGGUGGUCCUGGCCAUUGAGCGCUACGUGGUGGUCUGCAAGCCGAUGAGCAACUUCCGCUUUGGGGAGAAUCACGCUAUCAUGGGUGUGGUCUUCACCUGGAUCAUGGCAUUGGCCUGUGCUGCUCCCCCACUCGUUGGCUGGUCCAGGUACAUCCCCGAGGGCAUGCAAUGUUCAUGCGGGAUCGACUACUACACACUCAAGCCUGAGGUCAACAACGAAUCCUUCGUCAUCUACAUGUUCGUGGUCCACUUCACCAUUCCUAUGAUCGUCAUCUUCUUCUGCUAUGGGCAGCUGGUCUUCACAGUCAAGGAGGCGGCCGCCCAGCAGCAGGAGUCGGCCACCACUCAGAAGGCAGAGAAGGAAGUCACUCGCAUGGUUAUCAUCAUGGUCAUCUUCUUUCUGAUCUGCUGGCUUCCCUACGCCAGUGUAGCCUUCUACAUCUUCACCCACCAGGGCUCCAACUUCGGCCCCAUCUUCAUGACCCUGCCAGCUUUCUUUGCUAAGAGCUCUUCCAUCUAUAACCCGGUCAUCUACAUCAUGUUGAACAAGCAGUUCCGGAACUGUAUGCUCACCACACUGUGCUGCGGCAAGAAUCCACUGGGAGAUGACGACGCCUCUGCCACCGCUUCCAAGACGGAGACUAGCCAGGUGGCUCCAGCCUAAGCCUGGCCAGAGACUGUGGCUGACAGUAGGAGUCUCCUGUCCCCACACACCCCAGCCACAGCCCCCACCAGGAGCAGCACCCGUUGGGAUGAGGUCAUGCAGGCUCCCUCAGUGUUCUUUUCUUUGUUUUUAAUGAAUUCAUGAAAGCAAAAUGAGGCUCCCCACUCAAUGGGGACAGCUUGACAAAGGACAUCCAUCCACCAAGACCACCUCCAACCUGGAGUCCCCAAUUCCCGGGGGGCCAGCAGGAUCUGUACUCCUCCCUCAGCUUGUCUAUCAGGAACAUAACAAGUGUCCUGGCUUAGGGCUAAAUGUCUAGGACAGAAUGGAACACAUAGUAGCUGAUUAAUAAAUGCUAGCUGGAUGAAGGGAGGAAUGAGUGACUGACUGAGUGGAUAUAUGAAUGAACGGAUUAAUGGAAGGGAACAUGGAUGUCCUCAGGUGCCCAACCUGGCAGAUCCAGUCAUGUCUGGCUGGAAUCUAUAAGAAGUUUUACAUACCUGCCCUGGUUUUCUCUGCCCCCACCCCCACCCCAGAUGGAUCUCCCAAAUCUGGGGCCCUGAUAGAAUAUGGCUGCUUCAAAGACAGAGAGAUGAGGGGAGGGAGGGGGAGGGAGAGAGGGAGGGAGGGAGGGAGACACAGAGAGAGAAUGUGUGUGGUGUGUGUGUGUGUGUGUGUAAACACUUUGUAUAUAAAGAGUACAGCUGGUAGUUAUGUUACAAGUAACACCGACUAAUAUAAUUAAUUAACCAUCCUAAUGGUCUCUGCUUGUUAGUGACUGCUUGGGAAUUGGGCAGGGCCCAAGCAUUCAGAUAAGGUAUUUCCCUCAGCCUCAGUAGGCUUUUGCAAAUGACCCAGGCCUUCAGGCCUGUACAGGGCUAGAGCUGGAUUACCGAGAUAAAUGACAGAGACAGCAAUGUGAGUUGCAGCCCUUAGGACUGAGGAAAGCAUUGAGACCAGGGGUCUCCGGCAAAGCCUAGGUCCUCCCUUCAGUAUGGAAACCUUGCCUCAUGUCUCUCAGCCUCCUUGGCCUGUGGAGAUCCAGCCCUUCCUCUUGGCUUCUGGAUACAUUUGCUCUUCUACACCAGCAACCAAGUGGCAACAGUUCCAGGCCAGUAUGGAGUUUUAGAAGCCAUGCCAAUAUGCCCACCUUCAGGGAGCAGCUGAGUCCUUGAUGCCACCCUUGUUCUGAAGAGCUCAGAAACACAGUGCAAGACCUGACCAGGCCUCAUCCUUAGGAUGCUUAUGGAUCCAGUUCUUAGCUCCCUUGUUGGAUAUGCUGUUUUCCUUGGCCUUUGGUCUUUUCUUUAUCCCAGAGAGUUUUGGCUUUAAGGCCAACAGGAACUAUGGGGUGCCAGAAUUGAGCAGCCUCAGUCUGCAUCCCUCCUCUAUAGAACCACAGCUGGGCCCUCAGCAGGCCCAACUCUGCAGAGGGACAGAGGCAUUAAAAGCUCAGCUCCUACACUUGGUGGCAGUGGUGGUCUGUUGCUCUCAAGCUCUUUCAAAAUGGAUGGAAACUGGGAUGCUUCCCUGACCCCUGGUUAUGGAAGACUAGACUGUGUGGGGACAAACAGUCCAGAGUCCCUGGAGAAUGUGAUAGAGCAGCUCCAUCAUUUUUAGAAACCCAAUUUGAGGCAGUAUAGAGAGAUGGUGACCUCUAUAAGCCUCUGUAUCUGCAAAGAGGAGCUUAGACCUGCCCUUGAGGGGAUUAUAUGAGAUUUAAGGGACUUAUAUAGCCAGCCUACUUCCUGGCAUGCUGAAGACAUUGGCACACUCUGGUAUUCUAGACCUUGGCUCAGAGCUGCCCUUACUAGGAUACUGUCACUUAGCAAAAGAAUGGGAUGGAGCCUCAGAUGUGGAGUGACACCAUCUUCCAAGAAGGAAAGGGUGCCAGGGUCUGGGAUGAAAGCCCUCUGGUGCUAUGUUGAGCAAGGGCGAGUGCCAGCAAGGGGUUAUUUGCUUGCUCUCUCCAUCAGUGAUGAGGUUCCAUUUGGUCACAAGAAAUUCACCCCAAUUGCUGAAACAGAGGCUGACUAUUGGCUUAUAGGCAUGAAACCCCACUCCCCUCCACUUCAGGCUGGCUAGAUUAGAAGCUCAGACCUGUGA